CAAUCCUGCUCGUGCUUUAGAACACGCGUAGCUAACCGUAGCCGUCCCACUUAGCAAUAUCGCGGAAAAGAACGGCAUCAGCAUAGUUUCAGCCAUGGGCAAAGAUGUGCCUAGCGUCAUCGAAGUUCGCCGGCUGCUCUUUGAAUGCUCAACCGCCAUCUCGGAAGAAUCGCCAUCCCACAAAACGCCUUCGGCGAUUUCGCACGUCGCGCGUCCAGAGGAGGCCAAAGACGUCAACGUGUCCAGCAACCUGGCCAUAGAGGACGUCCUCACAGACCACCGGGACCUUGAGGUAAAGCCGUGGACCAAGGGUGACGAACGCGCGGGCAACAGCUGCGUACGGCGUCGUAGGAGACCGUUCCCGAGGGCUGAGUGCAACCUGCUCGCUGAGAUGCGUGUCAGAGACACCGUGCGUCCGUGCCACAUCAAGCAAGCAUUAUGCACCGUGCAACGAGCCAAGCACCAGACGGUAGCCGCAUCGAGGGACAAUGGACAGCUGCAGAUAUACAGGUCAGAGGAGCCGAUUACACAUGGCGUGGAAGAUGGCGCGAGCAAGAUUCGCCAACUUGUCGAGCGUGUUGGAGCGGCCUCUCCCGAGUACAGCCUCGGCGUCUUGGGCUGCAACCCGCACAUCCACCUGCGUGACACGCUGCCGUGCGUGUUGAAGAAGCCGAACUCCAUCAAGGCUGAGGGCAACAGUGACACCAACGGCGUGGCGACUCCAACCAGCUGCCUUCGGAGGCUACACGCGAGGUCCGAGGAGCCGAUUACACAUGGCGCGGAAGAUGGCGCGAGUAACAUUCGCCAGUUUGUCGAGCGUGGCCGAGCGGCCUCUCCAGAGUACAGCCUCGGCGUCUUGGGCUGCAACCCGCACAUCCACCUGCGUGACACGCUGCCGUGCGUGUUGAAGAAGCCGAACUCCAUCAAGGCUGAGGGCAACAGUGACACCAACGGCGUGGCGACUCCAACCAGCUGCCUUCGGAGGCUACACGCGAGGUUCCUCCCGCCCCGAGCAGACGGCAGUUCGGCGAAGCAUGCGUCUAACAGCGCAUACGAACGCCAGGAUUCGCUGGUCAUUUCCCGCAGCGUCACACUUGCGGCUGCCAUCUUCUCGGCAGCACCCUGUCCCGACUGUUCCUGCAGAAUAACUCGAGGAUCUCAAGGCGGCCUUACUGUGACCUCAGCUAAGUUCGUCUUAAGCUGAAGAGGGGACGGUGCCGUCGCUGCUUCCCACGUGACAGACGACUUUCACGUGGACUCCAUCUGGUGUGCAACGUAUGCUCACUAGGCAUGUGUGGAAGCGGAUUGAGAGCCCCGUUACGUUGAUCUUAUCAGUCUGCUUGGGCAAGGCUGGCCGGGCAAACCCCAGUGAGCGCUGCGAGCUAGUCUCCGUGGUUGCUAUCUCUGUGACGGUCGUACAGCUAAAACGGGGAGGCCACUAGCGACGAAGGCCGGCAUUUUUUUUCUGUGAAUUUUUGGACUCUUGUAAUUUAUUUGUGUGAAUGUAGUAUCGUUAUAUGUGUUUCAAAUACAGUAUAUUGUGGUUGAA
Molecule: messenger RNA, 1549 nt
Organism: Dermacentor albipictus
Lineage: Eukaryota; Metazoa; Arthropoda; Arachnida; Ixodida; Ixodidae
Source: RefSeq, a predicted model, not a curated record